Molecule: messenger RNA, 2147 nt
Organism: Parasteatoda tepidariorum (common house spider)
Lineage: Eukaryota; Metazoa; Arthropoda; Arachnida; Araneae; Theridiidae
Biological process (GO): cell surface receptor signaling pathway
Cellular component (GO): plasma membrane
Molecular function (GO): protein binding
Source: RefSeq, a predicted model, not a curated record
UUGUUUAAUAGCUUCUUAAUUUUGAUCUUAUUUUACUCAAGAAAGAGACGAAUAAUGAAGUACAAUACACUAAUCUUAUCAUUAUUAUUAUUUUUGUUAAGUGCAAAUGCAUGUCCUAGGAAAGAAGAUUUGCUCCCUUGCAUUUGUGAUGGGCCAGAAGUAGAGGGUAGCGCUUACAUCACUUGUUCCAAGCUGGAAAAUGAUCAAGAAUUGACAACUUCAGCCAAAUCACUAAUUGGAAAAAAUUACAUCUAUUCAAUUACCAUUCAGGAUUCAGCUUUCAAUUACAUAUCUUCAGGUGCAUUUAAGGGGUUAAAGUUCGUCGAAUUAGAAAUUAAAGACUCCACUUUGAGGGCUCUGACAGAUACAGAUGUGGCUUUUGAGGGUUUGGAAGACCAUUUGGAGAUUUUUCGAAUGGAGAAUUGUGAUUUCUUGAGUGAAUGGGACUGGUCCAUGUUUCGGAAGUUGAAAAAACUAAGUACAUUAGAAAUAGAAAAUGGCGCUUUGGAGAACAUUGAAGAUAUGGGAAAGAUAAAUUUGGAAAAUUUGAAAACGGUUAGUUUUGCGGAAAAUAAAAUUAAUUUCAUUGAUGAUAAAGCCUUCUCUAACUGCGAGAAACUAAUGAUUGUUGUACUCAAAAAUAAUAAAAUAUCGAUAUUGAAGAGAACAAUGAUUCCUAAUCCUGCACCAGAACUUAUACAUAUAGAUUUAAAUCACAACGAAAUUGAACAGUUACCUGACGAUAUGUUUAGCAAUAUGCCGAAAUUGGAAAAUCUCAGCAUUGGUGGAAAUAAAAUACUAGUUAUUGGAGAAACGAUAUUUUCGUCUAUAUGGAGUCAAUUGGAAACUUUUGAAGCAAUGGGAAAUGAGCUAAGAUGUGAUUGCAGGAUGACUUGGAUUUUGAAUACAAAGCAGCCAAAAGCUAUACGAGCUGCGUGUGCAAAUCCCCAAGCCUUAAAAGGGAGGAACAUACAAUCGCUUACGUCGAAAGAUCUGUGGUGCAUUUAUAAAACAAUGUUGUUAUUCAAUGUAUUUAUUUUGUUUAUAUAUUGCUUCAGUGCAAGUGCUUGUCCUAGACCAGAAGCUUUGUAUCCCUGUAUCUGCAAUUGGGAUGAAACGAGCGACAACUAUUGGAUAACUUGUGAUAAAUUGGAGAACAAUCAGGACUUAAUAACUGCAGCCAAAUCGCUUAUUGGGAAAAAUUACAUUCUGUCCUUUUCCAUUCGAGACUCGGUAUUCACUUUUAUAUCAUCAGAUACUUUCAAAGGACUGAAGUUUGCUGAGUUAGAGAUUAAAAACUCUACUCUUAUGGCCUUGACAGACAGUGAUUUUGCAUUUGAAGGUCUUGAAGACCAUCUAGAGACUUUCAGAAUGGACAGUUGCGUACUUUUAAGCGAAUGGAGUUGGUCAGUUUUAAGUAAAUUGAAAAAUCUUAAAAUAUUGGAAAUCAAAAGGGGAGUGCUUGAGGAUAUAGAAGAUUUGGGAAAAAUAAAAUUUCCGGUUUUGAGAACUGUUGACUUUUCUUACAAUAGAAUUAGUUUUAUUCAUGAUGAGGCAUUUGCUAGUAGCAACUCCUUGAAAUAUGUAAAUCUUAAGAAUAACGAGAUUUCUACACUUAAAAGGACAAUGUUUCCUAAUCCUGCGUCUUCUCUUGCUGGUCUGAACUUCAGUUAUAACAAGAUUGAACAGCUUCCAGGUGAUAUCUUUAGUAACAUGCCAUUUUUAAGAGUAAUGGAUCUUGGACACAAUGAAAUACUGGUUUUAAGCGAAGCAGUGUUUAAGCCAGUGUGGGAUGGACUUGCAGAGUUCCACGCUCUUGGAAAUGAGCUCAGAUGUGAUUGCAGAUUGACUUGGAUUUUAAAGAUGAAGAAGCCGCAAAUCAUCGAUGCGACCUGCGCCAUGCCCCAACCACUAAGAGGGAAGAGUUUAUCAUCUUUAAAAUCAAAGGAUUUAUGGUGUAUUUAAUUGACAAAAAAGGAUGUUUCAUCUUAUUUUAGAAGCAAAAAUUACCCAAAUCUUUUAGUAUAGAACUAAUGUAAUCUUCUGUAUUUAUCAUAUUUUUUUAAACCGACAAGUGAACAGAAACAGUGGUGAUAUAAGUGUAGAUGUUAAUGCUGCAACAUAAUUAUAUAAAAUAUUGAGCGUUA